AUGUCUGUCAGACUUCGAGUCAUACUGCAAGAAGAAGUUCGCAAGCUUUCCUUGCCCUCAGGAAUCCCUCAGACUGUGGGGGAAUUGAAGGAUGUUUUACAAGAGACAUUUGCAAUUGAGCAAGAUUUUAAUAUUCAUUUCCAGGACCAAGAAUUUGAUGGACAGUUUUUUAGUCUUCUUGAAACUAAGGACCUAAAAGACAAAGACACUAUCAAGGUGGUUCUUAUUGAACCAGUGAUCACACUAACAUUUGAGGAUUCUUUGAAUGCUAAAGGACUCCAAGAGAGCAUUGAUGGCAGUUAUGCAGAGUCAUCAGAAGAUGCCUGUUCCACUGCAUCCACCAUAAUUCUGUCUUCUCCAGAGAGCACCUCCUCCCUUCGUUCUGAGUCCUGGCCAGCUCAGUUUGAGAUACCUACCUUCUCCUUUGACACUGAACUCAUUCUACAAGCUGCAAAUGAAGCUUACAGAAAGGACGGGACCUUACUCAACAUUCCUGCAGUAAAAUCCAACAUUCUGGACAAACUAGCAGAUAGCAUCUUUGUCUACACUGCCUAUCCUUCACAAGCACAAAGGGAGCAGGUUGCUGAGGCCCUAGUUGCGAAGUACCCAUGUUUGAGGGAUCCAGUGUCCUUCAAUGGUUUAUAUAGUUGGCACAACAGCUUGAAGUAUAAGCUUGGCAAUUUCAGAGCAAAGGUGAGACACCUUGGACUCCCAGAGCUAAAUGUUAACUCUCGAAAGAGAAAAUCGGCUGCAGACUCCAGCACUCCAGAUAGAAACUUGAAAAAGGCGAAGAAAUCUGAGGUUAACUACCUUUCACCGCAUCCUCAAGGAGAAACUGAUGUAACGCUUGAGAAGGAGCGAGUGGAUCUUCUCUAUGAGUACAAGAAGAGAGACAAUAACAAACUCAUAAAUGAGAAGAUGGCAAAAACCUUCUCACUGCGUCGAAAUGAUGUGAUCCUCAACAAACCACCUGUGACUGACUUCAAAGCUCGAUGGCCGGCCUUAUUUGAGUUUUCCCAGAUCCAGGAGGAAUUCCGCAGGAUCACACUGAAGCCACUGCAGUCCACAUUCCUGGGCAAGUUGGACCAAUACACACCCAAGCUGUUGAGCCUGUACAGGAGGAAGGGUGGAGCCGUUGGGAAGAAACUUGAUGAGACCCUUGACAUGUUAAAUGAGGCAUGUAUUUACAACAGUGUAGUAGUAGUUAGUUAUAUGUAGUUGCUUUUCUGACGUCUGUUAUCUCUUUUUUUUUAAAUUAAGCUCAUAUUUCUCAUAUUAAUGAGUAAUCU
Centropristis striata (black sea bass) is the source of this 1289-nucleotide messenger RNA. RefSeq lists its product as uncharacterized. NCBI's taxonomy places the organism in Eukaryota, Metazoa, Chordata, Actinopteri, Perciformes, Serranidae. Bases 1 to 1218 code for a protein of 405 amino acids. The transcript is spliced from 2 exons. The record is from RefSeq and is a predicted model, not a curated record.